Messenger RNA from Aspergillus niger, 411 nucleotides. RefSeq lists its product as hypothetical. The record is from RefSeq and is a predicted model, not a curated record. The coding region runs from base 1 to 411 and encodes 136 amino acids. Lineage: Eukaryota; Fungi; Ascomycota; Eurotiomycetes; Eurotiales; Aspergillaceae. The transcript is spliced from 3 exons.
AUGGGUCGAUCGGCAUCGGCCCUGCCCCACCACUACGUAGAAUGGUUCACGCUAGAAGCAUUGAAAUCCACGAUGAUAGAUAAUUCCGCACCCCUCGAUGAUAGCUCCCCACUUGUGGAUAGUACGUGGUCAAGCAUCAUGUCUAUUGAAGAAAAAUUGAUUGGUCGGCUGUCCCGUGCCACGCAGGCCAUCACAAUCCCACCUGCAGAUGCUCCAUUCGGCGGGUGGCUAGCUGAAUGGGCUGGACAAGACAUCCACUUAGGUGGAUACGGCCGGUUUGCUCACGGAUGCAGCCUGCACGCUUACCAUACUGGUAAAUGCAGUGUAGGUAGCUGUGGGUCGUAUGCAAGGGUGGUUGGGUGUGACGGACUCAUCUUGGAAGAGACAAUAUCCGUCGGUUCCUUCGGGUAG